Brienomyrus brachyistius is the source of this 4386-nucleotide messenger RNA. RefSeq names its product adhesion G protein-coupled receptor A1-like. Gene Ontology annotation, molecular function: G protein-coupled receptor activity. The coding region runs from base 662 to 2545 and encodes 627 amino acids. The record is from RefSeq and is a predicted model, not a curated record. Gene Ontology annotation, biological process: cell surface receptor signaling pathway; G protein-coupled receptor signaling pathway. The transcript is spliced from 7 exons. Gene Ontology annotation, cellular component: postsynaptic density; glutamatergic synapse; plasma membrane. NCBI's taxonomy places the organism in Eukaryota, Metazoa, Chordata, Actinopteri, Osteoglossiformes, Mormyridae.
AACACGCAUUGGUUUUCCAGGUUAAUACACAGGCUACCAGUGUCAGCGAAAUGUGGCUAUAUUAAUAACAGUUGCCAUGACGUCACCGUGUCCAUUUUAUAGACGCUUUUAAGGAAGGGUUUCGUUUCGGGACAUAACCCUAAUGCGAGGAUAAACCCCGGAAGAUUGUCGCUUUAAAUAAGAGCUGCAGCGCCUAUGUGCCCUGGAGCGGAGACGGCACCGACCACCGCUAGCUCUGCGGCGUGGAGCUCCGCCGGAGGAGCGCGCUAAGGACGGCAGAUCGCACGGAUACCGGGCCGCCGCGCUCUGGCAGCUCCCAGCCCGGAGAGAAAGGGUGCAAACUUAUCCGCGUUAAACGCGAGUUAAAUGUUGGGCUGCGAUGCUCCGUGUCUUUUAUGCCUGGCCGAGCUGUCGCCCCCUCCGGCUGCAGGCUUCCCCGCAGUACCGCCUGGCACUUCGUGCUUUAAUUGCCUUUGGAAAUGACUAACUCUGCGUUUGCGUCGGACGGGCUGCAAACUGGAUGACGAUGGGAAGCUCGACGGCAUUUUUACACUAGUUGCAUUCACCGAAUUAGGUGUGUAGCUGUCCUGCCCUCGGAUGGCCACGAACACAUCAGGGCUGCUCCCCGCAAUUCAUUUCUCUGCGCGAUCUGGCAGCGCGAAUGGACUUUGAGAAUGCGCUGGCCUUCCCCCCCUACCCGGGGGAGUUCCUGCACCCGGUCGUGUACGCCUGCACGUCUGUGCUGCUGCUGUGCAUGCUCACUGCCAUCGUCACCUACAUCGUCCACCAUAGCGCCAUCCGCAUCAGCAGGCAAGGCUGGCAUGUGCUCCUUAACCUCUGCCUGCACACAGCACUGACAUUCACUGCCUUCGCCGGGGGCAUCAACCGUAUCAGCUCCCCUGUCGCCUGCCAGGUGGUGGGCGUCCUCCUGCACUACUCCUCGCUGGCCAGCCUGCUGUGGUUGGCCGUCAGCGCCAGGUUCAUCUACACCCAGGUGAGCAGAGAGGUGCCCCAGGGUCCGGAUGGGGACCCCUGCUCCCCCCAGAGACCCCCACCAGGCAUUGUGAGGUUCUACCUGGUUAGUGACGGUGUCCCACUCCUCAUCUGUGCUAUCACCGCGGCCACCAACAUCCAGAACUACGGCAGCAGCGACAGCAGCCCUUUCUGCUGGGUCGCCUGGGAGCCAAGCCUCGGCGCUUUCUACGGUCCUGUGGCGCUCAUCGUCCUGGCGACCUGUGGCUACUUCCUGUGCGCCUCCAUCGAACUGCGGCGGCACCCCGAGCGCCGAUACGAGCUGCAGGUGACGCCAGAGGAGCGGCGGCGCCCUGUGGGUGGGGCGGCGGGACCGGGCGACGCCCCCGGUGCCACGCUGGCCAAUGAGAUCUCGCUGAGGGCACAGCUGCACACCGCCGCCUUCACCUUGCUCCUCUUCCUCAGCACCUGGGCCUUCGGCGCACUGGCUGUAUGGCUGAGCCCCAUCCUUGAUAUGGUUUUCAGCUGCUUGUAUGGAGCAUCCUGUGCCAGUCUGGGCCUCUUCCUGCUCAUCCAGCACUGUGCCAAACGUGAAGACGUCUGGCAGCGCUGGUGGGCAUGCCGCUCUGCCCCACCCCCCGCUGCCGCCCCUGCCAAGCCCAGCGCCAACGGUGACGCCCCCUCUGCCCACGCGGGCCCCCCGGCCUUACAGCCAGGCCCCUGUUGUGUGAUCCCACUCUGCCAGAGGGAGACAGAGGGUGACGUACAGACUGGCACCCCCUCCGGGCCGCCACUACAGAGCUGUCUGAAGGACAGGGCUAAGCCACGCCCCCUCAGCAGGUACACCUACCAAGCGGCGUCGUCAAGUUUGGACAGCAGCGCUCACAGCUCGUACCCGGAGAGCUCGCAGUGCGCCCUCGAGCUGCACCCCUGCCACACACGUGAUGCAGAUGUGUGCCACGGCAUGCGGGAGGCUCACUCGUGUCACUGCGUCCGUGACACAUUGCCGUGCUCGAGCCCAAGCGACUUGGAGGCAUGCCACAGCACGAACGAGGGCCACACGUGUCAUGAGGCGCUUGCAUGUGCCGGCUCACAUGAUGGACACGCCUGUGACAGCACGCAUGAGGCACACGCAUGUGAGUGCAUGCGCCAAUGUCAUGUGUACAGAUGCAUGCGUGAAGGACACAGCUGUAACAGCGUGCACGAGGGACACACGUGUAAAUGCAUGCAUGAAGGAUACACGUGUGGAUGCACACGUGAAGGACACGCCUGUAGCAGCAUGCAUGAAGGCUGCUGCAAUUACCACCGGCAGCAGGCGUGCCCGCAAGCGGACCCCUUCGCCAUCGUAUGCCAUGGCACCGCCAGUCCCAGCUCUGCCCUCUAUGGCUACAGGAAGAUGGCCAAUAGGGAGACACUGCUUCCACUGGAGGUGGACUCACAGAAUGUGGCCAAUCAGAUGCAAGCACCCGCCUACCCACAGACACAAACCAAUCAGAACAGAAGCCAAAAGGAAGGCUUGAAGCAGCAGGGCCACAUACGGACCGGACUGUGGAAGAACGAGACCAGUGUCUGAGUCCUGGGAGGAACCAGCUACUGUAAUCUCACUUUUAUAUUGCUCUUCGGUAUUCUGGGUCUGACUUCCCUCUCCAUCAUUGGCCUGCAUAACAUCCACAGAGUUAUAUUUUCCUAUGAAGGCAACGGUGAAAACCAAGGCAAACAUUAAAAAGCAUCUUUAACCUAAAAGACGAAUAGGUAAAAAAGACCAAUCAUAUAUCUCUGUCGUCAUGAUUGAGCAUGUUUGGACGUUUAAGGUUAGCAAAGGAGCACUGAAGGCAACUAUAAUUCUAAGCAGCAAUCACUGACUUCCAUGUUUGAGACACUUACAAUUGUUGUGAAAUUAUGGGUGUUUUAAUGGUUGAAAUGUGUAAACUGAAAUAAAACGGUGAGGUAAAACAAUUCAUUAAAGGAAAGAAUCGCUUCUCAUGAGUUGUAGAGGACCAAAAUGUAUCUGGGCUGAGGAGUCCAACCCAUCCUUUUAUUAUCGUGUCAUGUGAUUGGAAUGAGCCAAUAGGAGCCGAUGUUAGAGCCGAGCCGUGUAGCUUGAACCAAAGCAUGUCAUGCUCUGGAGGUGUGGAAUUUUUUUUUAAUUAAUUUGCCAAAACACACUUUGGAAACAUAUCGCAAAACAGUGCCAAUCUUUUUUGAUUGUGAUAAAUGGGGACCCACUUGAAGCUGCGGAACUUUAAAGUGUUUUAAUUUUUCUGCGUACAGUCUUUAUUGGCAACGGUGGUGUUCAUGCUGCAAUGGACAAAAAAAUAAAUACCACAUUUAUCAUUUUUAAGCUAACGUCAUUCUAGGCUUUCCUUGUGAGUGUGAUUUUACUCGCAUCUGACAUGCAGCGGUUAUGACAUGUAUUCGGUUAUGAGUCUGUAUAUCAAAGCCGCUCCGUUUAUGAGGAUGUUAAUUACUUAAUGUGGUCAGGCGUGUCAGGACGUGGUACCCUCGCCGGUGCUGUUCGGCUGGCUGAGACACCUACAUGUGCUCGUACGUGCCACUGGGCGCCUGCUUGGGUGAGCAACAGCCGUAGCUUCGACGGAGCAGAACACAGACGCAGACUCUGGUGAGAUCAGCGAGCGCUGCGGCCGAACAGCGGCCUGUAUGACUGCCGCUACGGUCUCGUUUGAUGAUGGAUCGUUUCUGUGAAACGUCCAGCCGUGACGGUUAAUACUCUAAGCUGUUUAGAAGAGGCUGGACAGAAAUAACAAGAAAAAGGUUUCAAAGACGACAGUUUAGAGGAGCCCUGUGAUGCUGUGCUGUGCAUCAGUCUGCCUCUUUAGAGCUUGUCCUGUUUCAUUAUGAUUAUGGCUCCAAAGCACCAACACGGGGAUUAAUUAUGAAAAUAUAACGUGUCUCGUUAACACGAGGGUCAGAAAUCUCUAAUUCGUUCCUCUCAGUCGUACAGUCAGUCCCAGCAGGUGUGUGAAAUCCCAUCGAAACAGACAACACUUCUGCUUGAUUUCAGUUCAUUCAUCACCGUCUUUAACGCAACACCAGCCUUGAAAAUCGAUCCGUUUCAGUAAUCGCCUGGAAACCAGACACUAUUUUUUUUGCUUUGUUUCGUUUUCAGGUAUCUGACUCCACAAAUAAUGCACUAUUUCCCCUGCUCUCGGUUACGUCCACAAAGCCCCACAUUUGCAGCCAUAUAUGAUGUCUGUGCUGUGAGUGUCAGUGUGCUGAAUCCGGACAGGGCUUCAUGAGUCAGUGCUCCUGUUUUUAAAUGACCCCCUCGGUUUGCGCCAGAUUGUCUGUAACAUGCACCAAAGGCUCAUUUCUCACUUUGCUUUCACAUGGAAACGUUUCUGACUAAUAUGUUUUGUAAUCACAAAUAAAGGUGUUUCUGCUGGGUCCUUCCCU